Messenger RNA from Lutra lutra (Eurasian river otter), 5879 nucleotides. RefSeq names its product zinc fingers and homeoboxes 3 (gene ZHX3). Gene Ontology annotation, cellular component: nucleus. NCBI's taxonomy places the organism in Eukaryota, Metazoa, Chordata, Mammalia, Carnivora, Mustelidae. Gene Ontology annotation, molecular function: DNA-binding transcription factor activity, RNA polymerase II-specific; DNA binding. The coding region runs from base 269 to 3145 and encodes 958 amino acids. Gene Ontology annotation, biological process: regulation of transcription by RNA polymerase II. The transcript is spliced from 3 exons. The record is from RefSeq and is a predicted model, not a curated record.
GACUGAACUGCGGCUACAGAAGCAACAAGUGGACCUUUCAAGAUGCAUACAGGGCUGCGAGAAAUGAAGGUAGACACUGGAGAGACCAACGAAGGGAGGAAGAAGCAUGUUUCCUGGGUUUAAUAGGAAAAACUUGCUUUCUGCAAACAACUGAGAAAACUGCCCUUGGAAACUGUUUCUUUGGUCCACAUGGAGCAGCUGGAACUUACACUGUGAGGCCCUUGACGGGACAGGCGCUCACCCCCCGUCAGCCAGUGUGAUUGUCGCCAUGGCUAGCAAGAGGAAGUCCACCACCCCGUGCAUGAUCCCUGUGAAGACCAUGGUGCUACAGGACGCCAGUGCGGAGGCCCAGCCCGCCGAGGCUUUACCAGAAGGACCCCAGCAGGAGCUGCCCCCCGAAGCGCCUGCCAGCAGCAGCGAGGCUGCCCCGACACCCAGCAGUACUGAUGGCCCCGCCCUGGCCAACGGGCACCGGGGCACGUUGGACGGCUAUUCGUAUUCCUGCAAAUACUGUGAUUUCAGAUCCCAGGACAUAACUCAGUUUGUGGGACAUAUGAACUCAGAGCACCCAGACUUUAAUAAGGAUCCAACUUUUGUAUGCACUGAAUGCAGUUUUCUGGCAAAAACUCCUGAGGGCCUUUCUCUGCACAAUGCCAAGUGUCACUCGGGAGAAGCCAGCUUUGUAUGGAAUGUGGCCAAGCCAGACAAUCAUGUGGUCGUGGAGCAGAGCGUCCCCGAGAGCACCUGUGCUCCCGACACACCGAGUGAGCCCAAUGCUGAAGGGACUGACGGACAGGCCGAAAUCAUCAUUACCAAAACUCCAAUCAUGAAGAUAAUGAAAGGCAAAGCUGAAGCCAAAAAAAUUCAUACGCUCAAGGAGAACAUGCCCAGUCAGCCUGUGGGUGACACGGCCUUACCAAACCCACCAUCUGGGGAGACCGAGGCGAAGGAGGGGGACCACCCCUUUGUCAAUGGGGCGGUCCCGGUCAGUCAGCCGGCCGCCAGCUCGGCCAAAGGGCCACACGCAGCCAACGGGCCCCUGCUGGGAGCGGUGCCGGUCCUGCCGGCCGGCAUAGCGCAGUUCCUCCCCCUGCAGCAGCCGCCCCCCGUGCACGCCCAGCACCAUGGGCACCAGCCGCUGCCCACGUCCAAGUCCCUCCCCAAGGUGAUGAUCCCCCUGAGCAGCAUCCCCACCUACAAUGCGGCCAUGGACUCCAACAGCUUUCUGAAGAACUCGUUCCAUAAGUUCCCCUACCCAACCAAAGCGGAGCUCUGCUAUCUGACCGUGGUCACCAAGUACCCGGAAGAGCAGCUCAAGAUCUGGUUCACAGCCCAGAGGCUGAAGCAGGGCAUCAGCUGGUCCCCCGAGGAGAUUGAGGAUGCCCGGAAGAAGAUGUUCAACACGGUCAUUCAGUCCGUUCCCCAGCCCACGAUCACCGUCCUCAACACGCCCCUGGUGGCCAAUGCCGGCGGCGUCCAGCACCUCAUCCAGGCCGCCCUCCCGGGUCACGUGGUGGGGCAGCCGGAGGGCACGGCGGGCGGCUUGCUGGUCACGCAGCCGCUGAUGGCCAAUGGGCUGCAGGCGCCCGGCUCGUCCCUGCCGCCCGCCGUCACGUCGGUGCCCAAGCAGCCCCCCGCGGCGCCCAUUAACACGGUGUGCUCCAACACGGCGUCGGCGGUGAAGGUGGUCAACGCGGCCCAGUCGCUGCUCACGGCGUGCCCCAGCAUCACCUCGCAAGCCUUCCUGGACGCCAGCAUCUACAAGAACAAGAAGUCUCACGAGCAGCUGUCCGCCCUGAAGGGAAGUUUCUGUCGGAACCAGUUCCCAGGGCAGAGCGAGGUGGAGCACCUGACCAAGGUGACCGGCCUCAGCACCAGGGAGGUGCGCAAGUGGUUCAGCGACCGCAGGUACCACUGCCGGAACCUGAAGGGCUCCAGGGCCGUGCUGCCCGGCGACCCUGGUGCCGUCGUCAUUGACCCCGGGCCCGAGGCGCCCUGCUCUCCGGCGGUGGCCAAGGCCCCCGAGGUGCCCUGCGUCCCGCCAGCCGCCACCCUGGCAGCCCCCCCUUCCGCCAGACGCCAGGCCUGGCACCAGACCCCCGAUUUCACCCCAACCAAGUACAAGGAGCGAGCCCCAGAGCAGCUCAGAGCCCUGGAGAGCAGUUUUGCACAAAACCCCCUUCCUCCCGACGAGGAGCUGGACCGCCUGAGGACUGAAACCAAGAUGACCCGGAGAGAGAUCGACAGCUGGUUCUCGGAGAGGCGGAAGAGAGUGAGUGCCGAGGACCCCAGGAGGGCCGACGAGGGCCCCGGCCCGGAUGAGGAGGCCGUGGCGGCUGCCGAGGACGAGGCGGGAGAAGGGGAGCUGGUGGGGGACCUGAGGGUCCCCGGCGAAGACGGCUCCCUGGAAGGGCUCGGCAGCCACGCCCUGGCAGAGCGCAAGGUCAGCCCCAUCAAAAUCAACCUCAAGAACCUGCGGGUCACCGAGGCCAACGGCAGGAGCGAGCUCCCGGGGCCGGGCGCCUGCGAGCCCGAAGAGGAGGGGCCCGGCAAGCCUGCGGAGCAGCCCCCAGGCAAGGCAAGCUGCAAGAAGACGGCCCCGCAGCGGCACCUGCUGCGCCGGCUCUUCGUGCAGACACGGUGGCCCAGCACCCAGGACUAUGACGCCAUCACGGCCCAGACCGGCCUGCCGCGGCCCGAGGUGGUGCGCUGGUUCGGGGACAGCAGGUACGCCCUGAAGAACGGCCAGCUCAAGUGGUACGAAGACUAUAAGCGGGGCAACUUCCCUCCGGGGCUGCUGGUCAUCGCCCCUGGCAACCGGGAGCUGCUGCAGGACUACUACGGGACGCACAAGACGCUGCGGGAGGAGGACCUGCAGAGCCUCUGCGACCAGACCCAGAUGAGCUCCCAGCAGGUCAAGCAGUGGUUUGCGGAGAAGAUGGGCGAGGACACCCGGGCUGUGGCGGACACGGGCGGCGAGGACCAGGGCGCCCGUGAGCCUGCAGCCGUGCACAAAGGGACUGGGGACGCCUAUGCAGAGGUGUCGGAAAACAGUGAGUCGUGGGAGCCCGGCGCCCCUGAGGCCAGCUUGGAGCCCUUUGACACCCGGAGUCCCCAGGCUGGACUUCAGCUGGAAACAGACUGAAUGGGAACUGCUCACUUUGAAGGACUGGCCCGUCUGGGACGCCGCCUGCCAUGGGGAAGGGCUCACCCCGCCUCCGCGGCCACACGCCGCUCCCAUGCCCGCCGCCGCCGGGCUCGCCCGGAGCUUCUGGAGGCCUCGCCGCCCGCCCAGAGCCUGCCGCCGCCGCCCAGUGCGCCCGGGGAGAGCAGAGUGCUUGUCAGUCCUUCCUCCCACCACGUAGGACCUUUCCUUUGCCUUCCAGUGGAUAAAAUAGUUCGGAGUUCAUAUUCAUAGACACGGAAUCAAGUUUUUAACCUAUAAAUCCGCCUAUCCACAUUUAAUAAAACAUCCGAUUACGAACGCUUUCGUCACGUAGAAAGCUGGGUUAGCCAGCAGCGCGGGGUCUCGCGUCCUCUCUGCAGACGCCCUGUGUCUGUUCUCUGCAGCUCGCGAAGCCCUGGGCGCCCCCGCGCUCCUCAGUAAGGCGGCGUCUGCCCAGGCCGCUGCCCGAGGGGGCCUUGCCCGGCCCUGCCCUGGGGGCGCCGCGGCGGGCGCCGGCCACCUGCUAGUGCUCGCUCCCCGGGCUCGGAAGCCGUCGCAGCCACACUGCUUGUUCGUGGGAGUUUGAAUCAUGGACCAGAACUUUUCAGUUAUCAGAUCAAGUUCUUGAGGCAUUUGUUGUCAAGCCCGAUGUACUGACCGCCGUGCCCACGUUUUUGUUGUUGUUUUUCAGUCUAGAUGUUCUGAGAGUGAGAGGAAAACUGAGGAAAGGAGCAGGCGGGGCCGAACGCAGAAGUGCACGGCCCCAGCGUGCGGCUCUGGCCGCUGUGGUUGUCGCAGCCCUUGACCCCCACUCCCUUCACGGCCGCCAGCAGUCUGGGAAGGAAGACCCGCGCUCCGCUGGGAGUAAGAGCGAACGCUCUGGGAUCUGGGGAGCCAGGAGCUGUCAGAGCGGGGGUGGUCCUCGGCACGGACACCUGCAGAUGGGGGGUCCUGGCCGGACACCCAGGGUGCUCGUGGCCCCCCCGCGCCGAGGGCCUGGCUGGGUGCUGGGCAUCACUGGACAGGCCCUUGUGAGGAUUUUAUAUUCCCAGAUUUGGAAACAAGAUCUUCUUUAGCCUAAUCCUCAUACCAUUUUUUUUAUUGAGAAAAAUCACAGGAAAAGGUGCUUUUGAAACACUGGGCAACUUGCUUACAAAGCUGUACGACUUGGUAAAUCGCUGUUUCCCCAAAACUGGCUGUUCUGAGAGCAGCGGGCGAAGGUGGGGCAGGCGGAAGUCAUGUCCCCGGCAGCUCCACUCGCCUGCCAGAGACCACCUGCUUCCCUAAGCCUGUGAGCUUCCCCAAGGCCCUGUGAACAUGCUCCUCCUGGGCCCGGGCUGGGGGGGCAGCACAAAGCGGCCCCAGAGAGAGAGGGCGGGGGCUUCAGGCUCGACAGGCUGGCGGGAGGGUAGGCGCUGUCUCCCUGACCCUACCCAGAACUGAACUGGGUGCGGCCCCUUGCUGUCUUGGCUCCAAGGACGAAGAUGGUGGUGGCACGGUUUGCCUUCCAGGAGACGGCUUUCUCCGGACAGCAGAAGCCCUUGAGCCCCUGCUCUUCUAGAGUGUCUUCUCCCGCUCUCCCAGGCCCAGUAGGGACCACCUCUGAGUUGUUUCAAACAUGAUGUACAAGUACUUGGCAAGUUCCGCACCCUGUGUUUGUGUCCUUUUCAUUUGAGUGUGAAGCCUUUAGCCCCAAAGACCUCGUGGCAGAAUUGCCCAUGGUGAGUGAUUGCCUUCCUGCAGAGAACAGACACCUGGAAUUUUUCAUUUAGGGUUUAUGUACAUGCAGAUUAAUUUAUAUAUACGCAUAGAUAUAGUACAGAUGCUCAUUCGAUACUUGUAAAAUGUCCACCUGAGGUAUACACUUGAGGAAGCUCCCGGCACGUGGCUGCUGGGGAAAGGAGCCUGCGUCAGAGGGAAUGCCAGGCCCAAGGUGCCACUGCGGCGGCCUGGCCGGAAACCAUCUGAGUGUUGGCGACACCGGCCUGCCGGCCUCCCUCUGAGCCCCGCAUUGGCCAGAGGGUUUUAAAGAGAAUUUUCUCGGUUAUUUAGCUUGUGUUCAUAUUUCAUUUACAACCCAAACAGCAACACAAAAAAUAAAUUUCAUGGUGGACAAGUUCACAUAGGACACAGCGACCCAGCCUCAGAACCAGCCUGUCUCUAGACAGUGGAGAAGCUGCAGGCUUGCCUGCCUGGGCGUGUUUUCCUCACAGCUCUUAGCCCUGCCACGAAUGGCAAGACGGCCCAGGGAAGGCCCCCAGCAGCCUAGAGAGGCCCACCCCCUUGCUGUGGGCUUGGACCCGAGCGAAUAGUGGGUUGGAGCCUCACGGUCACAAAAAAUCACGGUCACGGUGAUGGCGAGCAAGAUGGCUGGGUCAGCGAGCCAGUGCCCAGGGCUCUGGGUGCUCGGGGAAUACUGCUCACCCGACACGGAGACCCACACAGGCCUGGAGGGCAGUGGCGGGGGCUUGCGGGGAGUGUGGGCCGCAGCAGACAGCCCUGUGUCCUGUCACAGGACAGGUCACCGUGGUUUUGCACGCCGUCAAAGCGUGUCUGUGAUGUCACCUCUGGCAGAAGGCGGUCUGUGGGCUGCAGAGUUGAGACGUGGGGUUAGUCCCCCCUGAAGAAAGCCUGUUGUAUAAGAUGACUCAUCUUUCUCCUCUGUAUGCACGUGGCCUCGUCACAGAUAGUAAACAUUUCAGUGUUUCUCGUC